Messenger RNA from Enterobius vermicularis (human pinworm), 1212 nucleotides. The record is from the annotation of a GenBank genome assembly. Lineage: Eukaryota; Metazoa; Nematoda; Chromadorea; Rhabditida; Oxyuridae.
UUGUUUCAGGAUACAUUGUUGCAUUUUUGCUUGAAGAAUGGUCUUGAAUAUGCAGCUAGAUUUUUUAUACGGCAUAAAGCGGAUGUGAACGCUAAAGACAAGAAUGGGUGGACACCAGUGUACCUAGCAGCUUUGUCUGGCUGCAAAGAAAUUGCGGUGAAGAUGAUAGAAUAUGGAGGCGACGUUAACAGUGUGAAUGAGAAGGGGGCGACUUUGUUGCACGUUUCUCUGAGGAACGGCCACGAUAGCGUUGCGAGGUUUCUGUUAGCAAAUGGUGCUGAUCUCGAAGCCAAAGAUGAGAACGGGUUGACACCACUCUAUGUAGCUGCUCUUCAUGGAAAAUACCAAAUUGGAAAGGAUAUAAUUGAAAAGGGAGGUGAUGUGAAUAGCAGAAACGAGAAGGGGGAAACGUUGCUUCAUACUUCUCUGAAGAAUGGUCACGAUGCUGUGGCGAAAUUCUUGAUGGAAAACAGAGCGGAUGUCGACGCGAAAGAAGAGAGCUCGUUUAUUCGGCUGUAUAUCGCAGUUUUGAAAGGACAGGAAGAAGUCAAAAAGUACUUACGCGUAAAUGGAGGUAACGUGGAUGUGAGGAAGGAUGAUGAGGAAUCUUUGUUACACGUUUCAUCAAGGAACGGAAACGACACUGUUACAACUCUGCUAGUAGAAAAUGGAGCAGACGUCAAUGCCAGAGAGGAAAACGGGUUUACACCGUUCUAUAUCGCAGCUCUGUAUGGGCACAAUGAAAUUGGAAAAAAAUUGGUCGAAGAAGGGGGUAACGUGAACGUGAGAAAUAGCAACAGGGAGACGUUGCUGCAUCUAUCAGCAAAGAAUGGACACUAUGAUGUCGCAGCAUUUUUAAUAGAGAAUGAGGCGGAUGUUAACGCCAAAGAUAAGAACGGGUUUACACCAUUAUACAUUGCAGUUCAAAAGGGGCAUAAGGAGAUUGCAGAGUAUUUAAUUAAGAAAGGGGGUUGCGUGAAUACGGCAAACGAUAAUGGGGAGACGUUGCUACACUUGUCUUCAAAGACUGGCUACAACGCUGUUACGAAGUUCUUGGUAGAACGUGGGGCGAAUAUCAACGCCAAAGAUAAAAAUGGGUGGAUGGCAUUGCAUUUUGCGUCAAGGUAUGGACAGGUCGAGACUGUAAAGUUUUUGUUGGAUGAAAAAGCUGAGUUGAAUGCCAAGCUGGACGGCGGGGUAAAGUUUCCUUAA